UCUGUCUUAACCUCUUUGGCUAUCAUUUCUACUCUACUUUUUCUCACUCUGUUCUUGGCAACAACACCGUCAUCAACUUCAGAACCUAAGAUUAACAUCUUUGAUGAUUAUUUCACUAGCCCAUCUUGAUAAUUUGCAAGAAAAAGUCCACAUUCAUGAAAAAGAUUUAAUGAGUGAUUCCUCUUUAUUUUAUUUUUUGCUAAACAAGAGAAACAGGUUCACGCGAUUCCUCUAUAAAGUGACUGCCAAAUUAAUCACACAAGACGGAUUCAAUUAGCUUAAACCGAGCUUGCAGAUGUUAUUGGCAAAGGCAUGAUAAUCGAGGAAGCCGAUGUUGCCCGUCUCCCUUAUUUGCAGUGCAUAGUGAAAGAAACCUUGCGAAUGCACCCACCAGUUCCCCUUCUGAUCCGAAAGGUAGAUCAAGACGUUGAGGCGUGUGGCUAUUUUAUUCCAAGAGACUCUCGAGUGUUAGUGCACAUAUGGCCAAUAGGCCGUGAUCCAGCUAUAUGGGAGGAUCCUCUGGCAUUUAAGCCUGAGAGAUUUUGGGGUUCGAAAAUGGACGUUCGUGGCCGAGAUUUUGAACUCAUUCCAUUUGGUGCUGGUAGAAGAAUUUGUCCAGGGUUACCUUUGGCAUCCAGGACCCUUUCUGUGAUGUUGGGUUCAUUGUUGAAUUCAUUUGAUUGGAAAGCUGAAGGCAAUAUUGUACCAGAAGAUUUGGAUGUAGAAGAAAAGUUUGGUAUUACACUGGCGAGAUCACGUCCUUUGCUAGCUGUUCCUAUUCCACUUUAA
Molecule: messenger RNA, 789 nt
Organism: Solanum tuberosum (potato)
Lineage: Eukaryota; Viridiplantae; Streptophyta; Magnoliopsida; Solanales; Solanaceae
Product: geraniol 8-hydroxylase-like
Exons: 1
Coding region: 313-789 (158 amino acids)
Molecular function (GO): iron ion binding; heme binding; monooxygenase activity
Source: RefSeq, a predicted model, not a curated record